Strongylus vulgaris is the source of this 331-nucleotide messenger RNA. The record is from the annotation of a GenBank genome assembly. NCBI's taxonomy places the organism in Eukaryota, Metazoa, Nematoda, Chromadorea, Rhabditida, Strongylidae.
UCUAUGUUUCUAGAUUAUUGAUGAUGCCGCAAAUGUUGAGAGCACUAGCAUAAAUCGCCGCGAGGAUAGUGAGGAAGAUGAUGAGAAUUAUUAUGAUCCUCUGGAGUCAGCAUCAGUGAAAGACAAAACGGGUAAUUCUGAAGACAAUGUUGGUGGUCCUGCAAAGUCUGUUCCUGCUUCAUCUACAACACAAGAAGUUGAUAUAGAUGAUGACAUGCUGGAAGCAGCCAAUGAAGCAGCGCGACAUGCUCUAGAAGAGGAGCAGCGACGAAGAGAGGAAGCGGAACUUGCUAUGGCGGAUGAAAUUAUGGAAGACUUUGAUAUGUACUGA